Messenger RNA from Triticum aestivum (bread wheat), 1953 nucleotides. RefSeq lists its product as uncharacterized. Lineage: Eukaryota; Viridiplantae; Streptophyta; Magnoliopsida; Poales; Poaceae. Gene Ontology annotation, biological process: positive regulation of protein catabolic process; protein ubiquitination. The record is from RefSeq and is a predicted model, not a curated record. Bases 1 to 1626 code for a protein of 541 amino acids. The transcript has 10 exons. Gene Ontology annotation, molecular function: protein binding.
AUGGCGCGGGAGGUUGGGCCGGUGGUGGCUGAGUGGUUCAAAGGUGGAAGACAGCGUGGUCUGGAGGUUGAAGAAGGCACCCGCAGCCGGGCACAUGAUGGCCCAUUUACAGCCGGGCUGGCCCAUGUGGGCAGCCAGGAAGAAGAACAAACAGGGGAACUGCCAAAUCAGGCCAACUCUGCACCAAUGGAGACGGUGCAUAAAAAGGAGGCUAUGGGAACCACUUGCCCUGAGGAUAACGGCAAAGGUAAAGAUGGAUCAACCACGGAUGAACAAUACGAUCCGCAGGGACCUCCUUUCCCUCCAAGCGAUCUCAAAUCACUCAAGGAGUGGCUGAAAAAAACAAGUGCCGUACCUGCUAAUUACAAUGCAACAUCCACAAUCGUCCCGGGCCGUACUCCUCAGCGGGUACCUGAAGUCUUCUUCGAUAUAUUACCCCACUUGCGGCCAAUCCUGAAAAAGGAUAGUGUCAGGUCUUUCCUCCGCUUCUUAAAUCAGAAUGGAAGGGACAUGACACUGGGCUACAUCAUCAAACCAGAAGCUUUAAACGAGCUAGUCAUCACUAAUGCACUGCGAUGUGCCAAAGUUGUCUUGGUGGGAAAGAAUCCUGAGCUGCAUGGGUUCCGCGCCGAUCCCAACUGCAUGACUCAAUUUGGGUUCUUCCCCCUGCACCGAGCUGCUGAAAUGUUCUCUGUCGAUAUGAUUGAGUUGCUCUUGCACCAUGGCGCGUCGGCCAAUUUGCGCACAUCCGGUGCUUUAGUCAUUGACAACCUACUCCCGGUCCAUGUUGCGGUUGAGAACACUUGCCUGCAUAAGUACCUGGAAGACGGUCUACAUCCUAAUCGAGAAAAUACGGAUUACAGUGAUGCAGAUGUCAACUAUAUCCUGAAGCUGGUUCAUCGGUCGUCACAGAAGCUCAUCCAUAUCCUCUGCCUACCGGAAAUGAAGCUCUUCUUGGAUACAACUAGGCUGCUAGCCAAACAUACAGAUAAUUUAUUAGAUGAGGUCUGCAAAUACAUAAUUGAUGGGAAGCUUAUCCAGACGGCUGUUUUGCUCCUAGCAGCUCAAGAGCAGAUCCGUGGUGUAUCUUCCAGCAAGAAAGACUGCAAUUGUAAGCCAGAUGGGUUUUCUAUUAUCACUAACUGUGUUGUGGGCAAAAUUACCGCCAUACAAUUCGAGAUGUGUCAUAAAGGACUGGAACUGGAGCCAUUAGAGGCUAAAAAAAGACUUUUCGAUAUGACACUGACACUUGUUCAUGUAAUUUCCCAAGCUGGUGAAGCUCUUGAUUCUUACAUUCGGGCUCAUCCCAAGAAUUGUUUAAAAGGAGAAAUCCAAAUAGUAUCCCAAUUCAGAAAGUUCGAGAAAGGUUCUAUCCCAAUUCAGGAAGACGGAAAUUGCCGGUUGCUUCUUUUGUAUGAGCUUCUUCGUAAAAUUAUUGGAUUUUCACUGGCCGCGUCAUUCUAUCAGGACCGGGCUCUAACAUGGAAGGUGCCCUAUAUAAUACCAGUGUCCCAUGUGGAGGUCCUUGAACGUGUCUCGUUGAUAUUGAAGGAUUAUGGUCUUUGUUCUGGAGAAGGCAUAGAUAUUGGAAAUCUGUACUGUUCUGCACACCUUUUCAUUUCUUAGUUGACCAUAAUUUUGCAUAUGUAUGAUGUUCUUCUGAUUAUUUCUAUUUCUCGAAGCCGCCUCUAUGAGAACGUGGUGUCCACUGAAGAGCUGCCUCACAAACUUGGUAUGUGAGCGUGUGUGUGCGUGCUGUGUGUUGAUUGAAUUGUUUAUUUCAACAUUUGGGAAUAUAAACUCUAAUUUAUUCUGUGAUGGAACUAAAGUAGGACCGAUGGCCAGGAUCAAAGCAGGCACAGAUGAUUGUUUGGAAAAUGUAAAGGUAACUGAAAUAAUUAUGGUAAUCCCACUCCCCGUGCCACACUGCCUUUUUUGGCCAUGAUUUAUUCC